This is a messenger RNA of Fomitiporia mediterranea MF3/22, 1071 nucleotides long. RefSeq lists its product as uncharacterized. Bases 79 to 957 code for a protein of 292 amino acids. The record is from RefSeq and is a predicted model, not a curated record. NCBI's taxonomy places the organism in Eukaryota, Fungi, Basidiomycota, Agaricomycetes, Hymenochaetales, Hymenochaetaceae. The transcript has 4 exons.
AUGACCAUCGUCUUACUAGUACCACGUCUGACAAUCUGAGUUUCUGGGCUUCUCAUUGAACCAAUAUAUGCUGUAAAAAUGACUACAGACAGCAUUCGCUCUCAUUCUCCAGACUCGCGGAUGGAAAGUAUGAAUCCUCGCCCGAAUCGUAUCCCAUCGCAGCAACCUCGCAACGAUCGAACGAAAGACGAGACGUCUUCCAAUCCGAAGAGAGACUUUAAGCCACCUCAAAAUGUGCAAGCGACGAAUUUCCAAACUGUCAAAUACCGUAUGCCAAUAAGUGGGACAUAUGUAAUCGAUCCAGGCCUCGAGAUGCCUGCCGAUCUCAUCGUAGACAAUCCUACGAAGAAGUCCAACCUUACUCUUGAAUGUGGAAGGGGAAGUAUCGCCGCUGAUAUUUGGCUUGUGACGGAAAGUAUGUCUCAGCUAGGCAUCAGGAAUGAUGCGAGAAGGGCAGUGAUAGACGUCCAUUGCAAAUCGUGGUUAGGUAAAGUCGACGUUCAGCUGUUCAAUACCUCCGUUUACCCGUUCACACUAUCAGCUUCAUCUAAUGGUGGUGACAUCAACAUCGCACUCCCUUCGGACUUCGUGGGACCGGUAACGCUCAGCACCGGCUCAAUUUACGAUAAUCUACGUUUGAGUUCUUUUACUCCAUUCGCACCAUCUGCAGAACGCGAAUCAAGCUCGGGAACGUCCGGCCACUCUGAAGUACGAACGGUCCCAUUUAGCACGUCAUUCGAAUUUUCCGACGCCGUGAAAGCUCGUCUCGUAACCUUUUCAGAAACUGGCAGUGCAAGGACUUGUUUCAUCGGCAACUACAGGUCUGCUGGAUACACGAGCAGGAAAAAUUGGUCUGGAUCGAUUGUCGACAUUCAAAGCUCGUUUGGAAGUUUGAAGAUAAGCUUUGUUGGUGAACGUCAAGUUAUGGGGCAAGCAGGUGGUUGUAUGGUCAUGUAGAGCAAGAGAUCUCAUGAAAUAUGUUGCAGUGCCUUGAAAUCUGUCUGCGAUUUUGUUCGUAAUGUUUCUUUGUCAUGCCUGCUAUUGUGGAACUGGAAUGAGACCUGUUUUCCA